AUGUCGGGCCGUGCACACCGGCCCAUGCUCAGUCAACCGUCCCCUCGCCACGCCUCGUCUCACCUUCCCUCAUCCCAGCCUUCUUCACCCACGUCCCUCCGCGCCUCCGCGUUGCUCCUCUCCCUCGCCCAGGGUCCACCUCGCCUAGGGUCCACCUCGCCCAGGGUCCACCUCGCCCAGGGUCCACCUCGCCCAGGGUCCACCUCGCCCAGGGUCCACCUCGCCCUGCCUCCCCUUCCCCCAUCUCCCACCCCUCCCCAACCCUCCCAACACGUUUUCCCCCGUCCCUCUCUCUCCCCCGUCCCUCUCUCUCCCCCGGGGCAGGGCUUCUGGCGGGGCACAGUGCCGGGGCUGCUGCUCGUCAUGCCCUACACCGCCAUCCAGUUCGUCGUUAUCCACCGCUUCAAAUCGCUCAUGACCGGCUCGCACCGCACAGAGGACCACAAGCAGCUACGACCAGAGCUGUCAUUCGUGGGCGGGUCGGUGGCGGGCAUGGCGGCCACGGUGGGGUCGUACCCCUUCGACCUGCUGCGCACCGUGCUGGCCUCACAAGGCGAGCCCAAGGUGUAUGCAGGCAUGAGGGCGGCGUGCAUGGGCAUAGUGAGGGAGCGCGGGGUGAGGGGGCUGUUCGCGGGCCUGCCGCCCACAAUGGUGGAGAUCAUUCCAUAUGCCGGCCUGCAGUUCGGCCUCUACGACGCCUUCAAGCGCCAACUCGCUCACUACAACUGGUCGCGCUCCAAUGCUCGCCACGACCGCCCUGUCUCGCUCGCCCACUCGCACCUGCCCUCCACAGCCCCAUCCACCACGACACUCUCCCAAUCACCAUCACCAGCCACAGCCCCGCCAGCCGUGGCGUCGGCAGUGGAGCGCCCGGCACGGCCCGCACUGUCAGCGGGGCAGCUGAGUGCGUGGCAGCAGUUUAUGUGUGGGCUGGCAGCGGGCACACUGGCUAAGGUCGCCUGCCACCCGCUCGAUGUCGUCAAGAAGAGAUUCCAAGUGGAGGGGCUGCGGCGCCAUCCUCGGUACGGAGCGCGCAUUCAGCCGAGGGCGUACCGCGGCAUGAUAGACGCGCUGCGCAAGAUAGUGGCCACCGAGGGUGUAGAGGGGCUCUAUAAAGGCGUGCUGCCUUCUGUCAUCAAAGCCGCCCCAUCCGCUGCCAUCACCUUCUUUGUCUAUGAGCUAGUCGCAAAGUUUCUGGAGGAAAUGUCCUCAACAGAAGUCCAAUGA
Messenger RNA from Closterium sp. Yama58-4, 1227 nucleotides. The record is from the annotation of a GenBank genome assembly. Lineage: Eukaryota; Viridiplantae; Streptophyta; Zygnematophyceae; Desmidiales; Closteriaceae.